UCUCCUCUCUCUUCCCCUGCUCCCUGUCAACUGUCAAGCUAGUACUAUCUCAGUGCAAGAUUCAGCCUGCUGCCUGCUCUUCUUGCUGCAGCAGCUCUCCUGCACUGUGAUUUGCUCCUUUUCUUGGCGGCAGGCUGGAUUCUAGGUUGCAUUCUUCAGCAGCACCUCGAUCUGCUCCUCCGCCAGAUUCGAUUGAUGUGGUGUGCUCUUGGAGUCAGGGGCUCUGAUUCGGCGGCCGCUCCCCGUGCUCCGAUCCCCUACUUUGAUGAGGCUCUCGCAUUGUGAGAGCCACUGCGCCGCUCCCUUCCGCUACAUCACCUGCCUCCCCAAAUCCAAAGAUGCGAGCUGCGAUGCUGCCUCCGUGGCGGCGCAGCUCCCGGCCGCCGUCGCCGAGGAGGAGCCGCCUCCGGUUCAGAAGAUUGAGGUGGCGGUAGCCGGGAAGGUGGACGACGACGACGAGAAGCACGAGGAUGGUGAGAAGGCGGUAGCGGCAACGGCGGCGGCGCCGACGAAGAGUAGCCUGAAGAAGGCCAACUGCGGCGACAGCAAGUGCGCUGCCAAAGGCAAUGUGAAGUGGAUGGAUUUGCUGGGGAAGGAUCUGACAGAGGUUAAGGAAUUCGAGCCAAGCGAAUGCAGAGACUCACUUGACGACGGAGACGGCAUCUCGACAUGUGUUUGCGUUAUCCAAUGAGUCAAGAAGAAUCCUCAAGCGCUGUAAAUUCUGUGGAAAAAGGGUGGUUCGCAUCAAUCAUGAUUUGUUCUUUCCAGUGGAGGGCCAGGGUGUUUUGUUGCUGCCUCCAUUAGCUCCAUCGAAGAUGCCCAACCAUUGUUGUGUGUAAAGUGUAAACCAGUCUCAUCAGUACAUGCCAUUAUAGAUUCUCCUUAGUUUAGCCGUAGGUUUCGGUCAUUUUAUCAGGUCUGUGUUUGGGUCUUUGUACAGCUGGUUUAUUGAGUGCUACAUUGUUUAUCUAGUGCAGACAGAGUGUUGCUUCUGUGAAGUUUUUUAUAAA
This is a messenger RNA of Phragmites australis (common reed), 1010 nucleotides long. RefSeq lists its product as uncharacterized. The transcript has 2 exons. The coding region runs from base 266 to 691 and encodes 141 amino acids. The record is from RefSeq and is a predicted model, not a curated record. Lineage: Eukaryota; Viridiplantae; Streptophyta; Magnoliopsida; Poales; Poaceae.